Messenger RNA from Microtus ochrogaster (prairie vole), 2647 nucleotides. RefSeq names its product SH3 domain binding protein 1 (gene Sh3bp1). Gene Ontology annotation, molecular function: protein binding; GTPase activator activity. Gene Ontology annotation, biological process: regulation of actin cytoskeleton organization; positive regulation of GTPase activity; regulation of Rac protein signal transduction. The coding region runs from base 159 to 2207 and encodes 682 amino acids. The transcript is spliced from 18 exons. Gene Ontology annotation, cellular component: cytosol; cytoplasm; intracellular anatomical structure. Lineage: Eukaryota; Metazoa; Chordata; Mammalia; Rodentia; Cricetidae. The record is from RefSeq and is a predicted model, not a curated record.
AGCGCCAGCGCCAGCGCCAGCCAGAGGAGCACGGCGGCCCAGGAAGCCAGAGCGCCGCCCACCCAUCCGGGGCGAAGCGCGCCGAGAAGCAGGCUGGGCCGGGGGUUGCCAGCCUCGACCCCCCACGGUGACCCCUCGGCCCCAAGUCCGGACCCAAGAUGAUGAAGAGGCAGCUGCACCGCAUGCGGCAGCUGGCCCACACGGGCAGCUUGGGACGCACCCCAGAGACUGCCGAGUUCUUGGGUGAGGACCUGCUGCAGGUGGAGCAGCGCCUGGAACCUGCUAAGCGAGCAGCCCACAAUGUUCACAAACGGCUACAGGCCUGUCUACAGGGCCAAAGCGGGGCUGACAUGGACAAGCGUGUGAAGAAGCUUCCUCUCAUGGCUCUUUCCACCACGAUGGCAGAAAGCUUCAAAGAACUGGACCCUGAUUCUAGUAUGGGGAAGGCCUUAGAGAUGAGCUGUGCCAUCCAGAACCAGCUGGCCAGAAUCUUGGCUGAGUUCGAGAUGACCCUGGAGAGAGAUGUCCUGCAGCCACUCAACAGGCUGAGCGAGGAGGAGCUGCCUGCCAUCCUCAAACACAAGAAAAGCCUGCAGAAGCUGGUGUCUGACUGGAACACCCUCAAGAGCAGGCUCAGCCAGGCAGCCAAGAACUCAGGGAGCAGCCAAGGCCUGGGUGGCGGCCCAAGCAGUCACAGCCACACCGCCACUGCCAACAAGGUGGAGACACUGAAGGAAGAAGAGGAGGAGCUAAAGAGAAAGGUGGAGCAGUGCAAGGAUGAGUAUUUGGCCGACCUGUACCACUUUGCCACCAAGGAGGACUCAUACGCCAACUACUUCAUUCAUCUCCUGGAAAUUCAGGCUGAUUACCAUCGCAGGUCACUGACCUCACUGGACACGGCCCUAGCAGAGCUGAGGGACAACCACAGCCAAUCAGAUCUGUCCCCUUUGAUGACGGCUACCCCCAUCUCCAGGGUAUAUGGGGUACCCCUGAGAACCCACCUGCAAGAGCUGGGUCGUGACAUUGCCCUGCCCAUUGAGGCCUGCGUUCUAAUGCUUCUAUCAGAGGGCAUGCAGGAGGAGGGCCUCUUCCGUCUGGCUGCUGGGGCCUCUGUGCUGAAGCGCCUCAAGCAAACAAUGGCCUCAGAUCCCCACAGCCUAGAGGAGUUCUGCUCGGACCCCCAUGCUGUGGCAGGUGCUCUCAAGUCCUAUCUCCGGGAGCUGCCAGAGCCCCUGAUGACCUCUGACCUCUAUGAUGACUGGAUGAGAGCAGCCAGCCUGAAGGAGCCUGGGGCUCGCCUGGAGGCCCUUCAUGGUGUUUGCAGCCGCCUGCCCCAAGAGAACUUCAACAACCUCAGGUACCUGAUGAAGUUCCUGGCACUGCUUGCAGAAGAGCAAGAAGUGAACAAGAUGACACCCAGCAACAUCGCCAUUGUCUUGGGGCCCAACCUGCUGUGGCCUCCUGAGAAAGAAGGGGACCAGGCCCAGCUAGAUGCAGCCUCUGUGUCCUCAAUUCAGGUGGUGGGUGUGGUCGAGGCGCUGAUACAGAGUACAGACACCCUCUUCCCUGGAGAUAUCAACUUCAGUGUAUCAGGCAUCUUCUCAGCCCUGGCCCCCCAGGAAAAGGUCAGUAGCCAACGGACCUCUGAGGAAUUGCCACCUGCUGUACCUGUGCCAGCUGCCACCCCAGGUCCAGCCUCGAUGCCCAUGAAAGAAAGGACAGAGUCUGAAUUGCCCAAGCCAGCUUCCCCCAAGGUCAGCAGGAGCACCACAGAAACGGCUGCUUCAGCAGAGGACAUGACUCGGAGGACCAAGCGCCCAGCACCAGCGCGACCUACCAUGCCACCUCCCCAACCCUCCAGUGCACGCUCAUCUCCUCCAGCUCCAUCCCUGCCCCCUGGCUCUGGCAGCCCUGGCACUCCCCAAGCUCUGCCACGCCGUCUGGUGGGCACCAGCCUCCGGGCCCCCACCGUACCUCCCCCAUUACCCCCUGUUCCUCCACAGCCUGCCCGGCGCCAGAGCCGGCGUUUACCAGGCUCCCCCAGCCCAGCUUCCCCUGGCCUGGUCAUUUCAAACAUGCCUACUCAGGUGGACCAGGGAGGGGCUACAGAGGACAGGGAAGGCCCUGAGACUGUAGGUGGACAUCCCACUCCCCCAGUUCUGCCACCCCAGCCCCGGCCCAGGGGCCUCACCUCAGAGACAGAUUGAGCAGGCCUUCCUGCCUGAGAUAUCCUCAGUGUGCCCUCCUUCCCUCUCUCUCUCCCUCUCCCUGCCUCCCUUGUCCUCCCAGGACAGCCCUUGCCCUGUGCCUGGGUGCCUGCUGGGUCGGCCCCCAUGGCUAAGAGGGCUCAGGUCAGCCCUCUACUUUCUGACCUUUUCCUCUUCCACUUUGAGCUUGGGGGCUCCCACCUGACUCCCCACUCUCUGGCAGGGGUCUCAAGGGAGCUACCAAAAGGAAGGACGGACCUGCCCAUUCCCUACACAACUUUUAUUUUUCUCUUGCCAAUGUAUUUUUGUAAGGCUCGUAAAUAAAUUAUUUUUAACAAAACUGGAGCAACUGGCUGAGCAAUAGCUUUCUCUCCUGGAGAUAAAGAAUAAUCUGCUGGGCUGGAGAGAUGGCUCAGAGGUUAAGAGCAUUGCCCGCUCUU